Molecule: messenger RNA, 1467 nt
Organism: Botrytis porri
Lineage: Eukaryota; Fungi; Ascomycota; Leotiomycetes; Helotiales; Sclerotiniaceae
Exons: 6
Coding region: 1-1467 (488 amino acids)
Source: RefSeq, a predicted model, not a curated record
AUGUUGAGAAUCUUAAUUGCGUGGUUUGCGCUACUAGUUCUAGGUGCGGAUAGGGUUGCGGCGCAGUCGAGCACGUCGUCGAGUGCAGUGCCGACGCAUGUGGUUUCGGUUGGUAUCGAAGGAUUGCAGUUUACGCCGACGGAAUUGAGUGCGAAUGUUAGUGAUGUGAUAGAAUUCCGAUUUUAUCCUCAAAAUCAUUCCGUGGCGAGAGCAGAAUAUGGAAGCAAUAGAGCGUGUAUUCCAUAUGAAGUUACGGGUAUCAACAAGAAGGGGUUUUGGAGUGAUUUUCAUCCGAUCAGUGUGGUUUUAAAUGAUCCUCCGAAAUUCCAAGUCGUUGUUAAUGAUACGAAUCCAAUCUUCUUUUAUUGUUCGGCUCCAGGGGCAUGUCGUGAGGAUGGAAUGAUUGGUGUAAUUAAUGCUAACUCAACUCAAACGUUCACAAAUCAAUUGGAAUAUGCGAAGAACUCCUCGUUACAAUUUAGUCCUGGCGAAAACUUCCCCGUCGAAGCCACUUCACCCUCAUCUUCGACUGCUCGUCCGACGUCUACCUCAUCCUCAGGCGACUUCCCCAGCACCACCACCUCCGCUUCCACAAUAAUCGUCACAGACUCUUCUCCCUCCUCUUCCUCAUCCACCAAGCUAUCCCCAGGCGCUAUAGCCGGAAUAGCCAUCGGCGCAUCCGCACUCGUCCUCCUAGCCAGCGCCCUCCUCUACCUCUGCGGCCGUCAACGCAGCAUCAGAGAAAUCAUCCAACACAACUCCCGUCCCUCAAACAUGACUUCCCAUACUCACCCCAAUCCGCAUCAUCCCGGUGGUCCCAACCCCCAAUCUUACAUCGCGCCCUCGGCAACUCUGUCCGAAACAACAUAUUACAACAAACCCCGACAUCUCAUGACGGAAAAUGAAAUUCGCGGGCUGGGACAAUUUUCCGGCGCGGGGAGUGAAAAUCAUUCGCAUCUUUCGGAUUCGAAUAUUGGAAGUGAGGGGUAUAGACGGACUCGCAGUCGCAGUCCGGGGGCGGAUGAGUAUGGGAUGGUUGUUCCGCCGUUGAAUCUAGGAGGGAGUGGGAGUGGGAGUGGGAGUGGGGAUGGAAGGAGAGGAGUUGAGGGGAGAGCAAGUCCGAAUGGUCAACAAGCACAUGUGAAUUCGGGUGGGAAUGUGAGUUUACCGAAUAGUCCUGGAAUGUCUGGAUCUUUAGGUGUGCAGAUGGGGAUGGGAGAGAGGUGGGAACGGGAAAGGGAGAGUGAGAGAUUGAGAGGACUGAGACCCUCUCCCUCCCCGGGAACUCCAAAUCAUUUCCACUCCCACGCUUCAUCAUCAGGACCCCACGAACUAGCAACGCAUCAGGAUCGAGAGAGUUUGCGCGGACAUGGCCAUGAUCGAUACGAUGAUCCGGAAAUAGAUAGGAGGUUAGCGAAGCAAGGGGGUGCGGACACCUUCUUUUGGGAUGAGGGAGAGUCGCGAUGA